CCGUGGAGCCGGAGCCCGGCUGGAGCGGAGGAGGCGGCGGGACCCAGCCGGACAAAUUUCCUGCUCGGCUGCGGGCGACGGGCAGCACGGGUGCCGGCAGCAGGAGGCGGCGCACGCGGCGCCCCGACCCCGAGGCCUCGGCGCGUCCCCACGGCCCUCCUUCGCGCCCGGCAGCAACGGAGGGGCGCCCGGCCGGGCGGCGGGCGGGCGUCUGGGAGAUGCGGAGUCGCCACGGCGGCGGGAUUGGCGCCACCGGACCGGCCCCCCUGAGACUAUAGCCUGCGUUUUCCCUUGGAAUCCUUUUGCAGCUGACAGGAAAACAUGGAUCGCAGCAGGCCAGGAUGGCUCCCCGGCGUCACUCCAGGAGGACAAGAGGUUUGCCAUGGAGCCUUUCUGCCCACUCCUGCUGGCCAGUUUUAGCUUCCCGCUUGCCAAGGCACUCGCGGUCAACGAGACCACCACCGCAGUGAGCAACUGGACCUCCACGACCUCAGGCCCUCCGGACCCUGGCGCGCCCCAGCCCCUGCUGGCCUUGCUGCUGCUGCCGCUGCUGCUGUGUCUGCUCCUCCUGCUCCUCGCCGCCUACUUCUGCAGGUUCAGGAAGCAGAGGAAGGCCGCGGUCAGCGCCAACGACAAGAAGAUGCCCAACGGGAUCCUGGAGGAGCAAGACCUGGGCGGACCAGAGGCCAAGAGGGGGGCCGCCUGCACCCGCUGGCGGGGCCCCCCGACGAGCCAGUCCUGGGGCCGCUGGGCAUCUCCUGCCCUCAGACUCAGCGGUCUUGGCCACCAGCAGCAAGUCUCCUGA
Hipposideros armiger (great roundleaf bat) is the source of this 805-nucleotide messenger RNA. Its product is annotated as receptor-type tyrosine-protein phosphatase epsilon-like. The record is from RefSeq and is a predicted model, not a curated record. Lineage: Eukaryota; Metazoa; Chordata; Mammalia; Chiroptera; Hipposideridae. The coding region runs from base 383 to 805 and encodes 140 amino acids. The transcript has 7 exons.